CAAACCCAACAUGUGUUCCAAGGUUCCCGUGGCAUUCCUGCUGCUGGGUGUGGCCGUGGUCUUCUCGGCCCCGCCUCCUCCGUACCACGCUACCGAGGCACCGGUCCAGUAUGAGUACCAGUACGCCGUCUCAGACGAAUACGCUGGGCUCGAUUACGGCCAGACGGAGAGCCGAAACGGCUACGAGACGACCGGCUCGUACCACGUGCUGCUACCCGACGGCCGCGUGCAGCGGGUACAGUACAGCGUGGUCGGCGAUCAGGGGUACGACGCCGAUGUCACCUACGAGGGUGAAGCCAAGGAGUACCAGCCCACUCCCAAGUACGAGAAGCCGGCGCCCUCUUACCACCACGCGCCCGUGUACCACCCCAGGCCGUCGUACCACGCCGCUCCCGUGUACCACCAAGUGCCUGCGUACGGUGCUCGGCAUUAUGGCGGCGCCCGGGCCCGCACGUACAACCUGCAGAAGGUUCCCGUUGCGUUCCUGCUGCUGGGUGUGGCCGUGGUCUUCUCGGCCCCGCCUCCUCCGUACCACGCUACCGAGGCACCGGUCCAGUAUGAGUACCAGUACGCCGUCUCAGACGAAUACGCUGGGCUCGACUACGGCCAGACGGAGAGCCGAAACGGCUACGAGACGACCGGCUCGUACCACGUGCUGCUACCCGACGGCCGCGUGCAGCGGGUACAGUACAGCGUGGUCGGCGAUCAGGGGUACGACGCCGAUGUCACCUACGAGGGUGAAGCCAAAGAGUACCAGCCCGCUCCCAAGUACGCGAAGCCGGCGCCCUCUUACCACCACGCGCCCGAGUACCACCCCAGGCCGUCGUACCACGCCGCUCCCGUGUACCACCAAGCGCCCGUCUACGGUGCUCGGCAUUAUGGCGGCGCCCGGGCCCGCACGUACAACCUGCAGAAGGCGACCGAGGCGCCCCUGGCGGAAGCCGAGGAAGCUGCAGCUGACGAGCCGGCCGCCGUUCCCGUGGCAUUCCUGCUGCUGGGUGCGGCCGUGGUCUUCUCGGCCCCGCCUCCUCCGUACCACGCCACCGAGGCACCGGUCCAGUACGAGUACCAGUACGCCGUCUCGGACGAGUACGCUGGGCUCGACUACGGCCAGACAGAGAGCCGAAACGGCUACAAGACGACCGGAUCGUACCACGUGCUGCUACCCGACGGCCGCGUGCAGCGGGUACAGUACAGCGUGGUCGGCGAUCAGGGGUACGACGCCGAUGUCACCUACGAGGGUGAAGCCAAGGAGUACCAGCCCGCUCCCAAUUACGAGAAGCCGGCGCCCUCUUACCACCACGCUCCCGUGUACCACCAAGUGCCUGCGUACGGUGCUCGGCAUUAUGGCGGCGCCCGGGCUCGCUCGUACAACCUGCAGAAAGGCGACCGAGGCGCCCCUGGCGGAAGCCGAGGAAGCUGCAGCUGA
This is a messenger RNA of Pollicipes pollicipes, 1429 nucleotides long. RefSeq lists its product as uncharacterized. The transcript has 4 exons. The record is from RefSeq and is a predicted model, not a curated record. Bases 11 to 1429 code for a protein of 472 amino acids. Lineage: Eukaryota; Metazoa; Arthropoda; Thecostraca; Pollicipedomorpha; Pollicipedidae. Gene Ontology annotation, cellular component: extracellular matrix.